Meira miltonrushii is the source of this 882-nucleotide messenger RNA. RefSeq lists its product as uncharacterized. Gene Ontology annotation, cellular component: eukaryotic translation initiation factor 2 complex. NCBI's taxonomy places the organism in Eukaryota, Fungi, Basidiomycota, Exobasidiomycetes, Exobasidiales, Brachybasidiaceae. Gene Ontology annotation, biological process: formation of cytoplasmic translation initiation complex; formation of translation preinitiation complex; translational initiation. The annotation marks the transcript as partial. The transcript has a single exon. The record is from RefSeq and is a predicted model, not a curated record. Gene Ontology annotation, molecular function: translation initiation factor activity; translation initiation factor binding; mRNA binding.
GCUGAAACAGAAGAGAACCCUGAUGAUAUGUUUGGAGGUCUAAAGAAGAAGAGCAAGAAGAAAAAGGCAAUCCCGAUGGAUUUGAACGAAGAUGCAACCGAAGAACCUGCAGCAGAUGGAACAGCAACCGAAGCUGGCGCAGAGGCUGCUGAUGCCGUUCCAGAUGGAGAUCUAGACUUUGGAGAAAUGAAGAAGAAAAAGAAAAAGAGUAAAAAGGGAGGAUUUGACUUGGAAGCAUUCGAGAAAGAAUUGGGAGAAGGAACCACUGCUGGUGGAGAUGGCGAGGAUGAAGGUGCAGACGAUGCUGAUCUAGGUGAUGAUCCAUUUGCACGGGAUGACGGAGAAGGUGAAGAGAAAGACGGACAGAAAGAGCAUGUAGAGACAUGGCAUGGCACUGAUCGCGACUAUACAUAUCAAGAACUUCUAGGAAGAAUCUUCUCUACACUACGUGCACAGAAUCCCGCUUUGUCUGGUGAAAAGAGAAGAUACGUCAUUGUUCCACCAGUCGUUCAGAGAGACGGUUCAAAGAAGACUGUCUUCGCCAAUGUUAUCGACAUUUGCAAGCGUAUGCAUCGUCAACCUGAUCACGUUAUUCAAUAUCUAUUUACAGAAUUGGGUACCGUUGGUUCCGUCGAUGGUAGUCAACGUUUGGUCAUUCGUGGUCGUUUCCAACCUGCUCAAAUUGAAAAGGUGUUGAGAAAGUACAUUGUGGAAUACGUUACUUGCAAGACGUGUAGAUCACCUCAAACCAGUCUGACAAAAGAAAACCGUAUCUAUUUCAUGACCUGUGAAUCAUGUGGUUCCACUAGAUCCGUCACAACUAUCAAAACUGGUUUCCAAGCACAAACCGGCAAAAGAAGCAAAACUCGCGCUCAAGCUUGA